Molecule: messenger RNA, 579 nt
Organism: Soboliphyme baturini
Lineage: Eukaryota; Metazoa; Nematoda; Enoplea; Dioctophymatida; Soboliphymatidae
Source: the annotation of a GenBank genome assembly
AUGCAUAAAUGUGAAUCGUUUAGCGUUUUGAGGAAUAGUCCUGCGGACGUCAUCAAGGAGAUUUUGCUGGUUGACGAUUUCAGCGACAACGGUUUGGGGGAUAGCAGUGUUGUUGUCUCGCCGGUCAUCGAUGUUAUCGAUUUGGAUACUUUCGAAUAUUCGCCAGUGUCCACUGCUCUGAUUGGAGUGACGUGCCCCUUCCGUAAAGCCGACAGAUUUUCAUUCAUUCUUAUCAUCCUGAUAUUGUGCAGGACUCCGGUGAUUGCUGGUGGCUUAUUCGCCAUCGAUAAAAACUGGUUCGAGACACUCGGCAAAUACGACGCUGAAAUGGAAUUGUGGGGAGGUGAAAACUUAGAGUUUUCCUUCCGUGUAUGGAUGUGUGGCGGACGACUGGAAAUCAUUCCAUGCAGCCGCGUUGGCCACGUCUUCCGUAACGAGUUUCCCUAUGAAUUUCCCGGUGGAACGCAAAAGGUUUUUCUGAGAAACACACGAAGAAUGGCCGAGGUUUGGUUGGACGAGUUUAAACAGUUCUAUUUUGAUGCUAUACCGGAGGCAAAACAUAUAGAGUUUGGCAAGUAG